AUGAUGACCAUGACUACGAUGGCUGACGGCUUGGAAGGCCAGGACUCGUCCAAAUCCGCCUUCAUGGAGUUCGGGCAGCAGCAGCAGCAGCAACAGCAGCAGCAGCAGCAGCAGCAACAGCAGCAGCAGCAGCAGCAGCAGCCGCCGCCGCCACCGCCGCCACCGCCGCAGCCGCACUCGCAGCAGACCUCCCCGGCCAUGGCAGGCGCGCAUUACCCUCUGCACUGCUUGCACUCGGCCGCGGCGGCGGCGGCGGCGGCCGGCUCCCAUCAUCACCACCACCAGCACCACCACCACGGCUCGCCCUACGCGUCGGGCGGAGGCAACUCCUACAACCACCGAUCUCUCGCCGCCUACCCCUACAUGAGCCACUCGCAGCACAGCCCUUACCUCCAGUCCUACCACAACAGCAGCGCGGCCGCCCAGACGCGCGGGGACGACACAGAUCAACAAAAAACUACAGUGAUUGAAAACGGGGAAAUCAGGUUCAACGGAAAGGGGAAAAAGAUUCGGAAGCCUCGGACCAUUUAUUCCAGCCUACAGCUCCAGGCUUUAAACCAUCGCUUCCAGCAGACUCAAUACCUGGCCCUUCCCGAGAGAGCCGAACUGGCAGCUUCCUUAGGACUGACACAAACACAGGUGAAGAUAUGGUUUCAGAAUAAACGCUCUAAGUUUAAGAAACUGCUGAAGCAGGGCAGUAACCCUCAUGAGAGUGACCCCCUCCCUGGGUCAGCAGCCCUGUCACCUCGCUCGCCAGCACUUCCACCAGUGUGGGACGUUUCUGCCUCCACCAAGGGCGUUAGUAUGCCCCCCAACAGCUACAUGCCUGGCUACUCGCACUGGUACUCCUCACCACACCAGGACACCAUGCAGAGACCACAAAUGAUGUGA
Messenger RNA from Arvicola amphibius (Eurasian water vole), 891 nucleotides. RefSeq names its product distal-less homeobox 6 (gene Dlx6). Gene Ontology annotation, biological process: embryo development; regulation of transcription by RNA polymerase II; cell differentiation. The record is from RefSeq and is a predicted model, not a curated record. Gene Ontology annotation, molecular function: DNA-binding transcription factor activity, RNA polymerase II-specific; RNA polymerase II cis-regulatory region sequence-specific DNA binding. The coding region runs from base 1 to 891 and encodes 296 amino acids. NCBI's taxonomy places the organism in Eukaryota, Metazoa, Chordata, Mammalia, Rodentia, Cricetidae. The transcript has 3 exons.